AUGUUUGCAUUCUCUAAGGGUUCCCAGCAAAUAAAACCAUCGUUAUUUGACAUACGAAUACACUCUGCCGACAGAAAUAUACUAUUUCUAGAAGGGCAGACGGCGGAAGCCAACUCUCUCGUAAUUUCCGGGCAUGUCGUAUUUGCUCUUCCUGAAACGGUCAUGAUAAAGUCUGUAUCGUUGAGUCUUCUUGGCACUUUCCGGCUGGACUUUCUCGAAAGCUUUCAGGAUGACACUGGUAAGAUCAUAGCUGCGUGUCCUAUCAGAAGAGAGAAUGAAGUGGUUAAGUGCGUAUGGAAAAAUCUUCUAACUAGUGCUCAUGGCGAACUGCUCAAGACAGGUUGCGAAGAAAAGGAUGGCAAGGCUGACUCCUUUGCUCCUGUAGCAAGUCAGUUGGCUGGAAGACUUACAGGUUCAAGAUCGAAAAAGCCCAUCAUAAUGUUCUUUUCUGAGAAUAUACCAUCUGGAGAAACUCCCUUCCCCGGAACCUCAGAUUCCUCCUUGCUUUAUGAGCUCCCACGAGGAAACUACUCACUUCCUUUUGAAGUAAUGCUUCCUGGUAAUAUUCCAGAAACAGUCGAAGGUCUUAGGUGUGGUGUUGUAUUAUAUAGAUUGCAGAGCAUAUUGGAAUGCUCUAAGCAGUUCAGAAAAGAUUCCAGAACAAGCAAAUAUCUUCGAAUCUUUAGAAGACCGCUUACCACUGAGGUGACGCUGUGUGAAGAUUGUUCUGUGGAGAACACCUGGCCCGGAAAGAUGCAGUACGAAGUUAGACUACCGAGACGUGCUAUUCCAUUGGGUGGUAGAACCAAAAUACAUAUUCUCAUCAUUCCUUUGACUAAAGGUCUCAAGCUUGGUAAGAUGACUGCCUCAGUUCAGCAAUAUUUUUCGCUCAAGGGGGAUGAUGAUGAAUCUUUUGAAGAUGAAAAGACCGUGUAUAAAUGUACGUUACCUGCGGUUUCCAUGGAGGAUUUGAGCCCAGAUAAAUGGUCGCUAGAGGCCAAGAUCAGCCUUCCUUCAAAUCUUAAGCUGUGUACUCCUGAUAUCGAUUUGAAAGAUGAAAUCAUCAGAGUGCGGCACAAAUUGAUUGUGGAUAUCAAUAUCAUCAACCCUGAUGGUCAUACGUCUCAAAUAAAAUCCAAGUUGCCAGUCAUCUUCUACAUCAGUGGUAGGGAAAUGCUCUUAGGGCGGAAUGCCUAUGUCGAUCAUAACGGUAGGGUGAGGUUCAAAGUGGGCACCACUAAGUUGUUUCACCAACCCAGAGAAGAUGCACAAGAUUCAGAUGUGGUAUCAACUCCAUGUGAGGGUCUGUCCCCAUUACCAGCGCAGCAGUCUCAAAGCGAACAAGAUCAUCGGCAACCGCAGAUUGAUUCACAGGUGGCUCAGUCUGAGAGACAUCAUCAUAUUCACUGUCAUCAUCAUGGUAGUGAAGAGAUUCGUAUUGAUCCCAACUAUGACUUUGGCCGAGAACUCGAGCCUGACAGCCCAAAUAAUGAGGAUCUAGAAACUAGCCAGUUUCUUCCCUCGUAUGAAGACUCGAGCAGAGAUCUCUACUUGGAUCCUCAACUGGUUUCUCCGAUGGGUUCUCCGAUGGUGUCUCCUAUGCCCGUUUCGGAUGAAUCUAGUGCUGGUUCUUACUUCGACAUAGAUCCCAUGUUAUUACAUAGGGCGCCAAAUUCAGUUUCCUUGUCUCCAGCUAUCCAGUAUAUUUCUAGGGUUAACUCUGCUGUUGGCAUUCCUAAAUUUGGUGGAUUCAUUAAUAAGGUUCCACCCUAUAACUCUGUCUACGAUUAUGAUUAUUCUGUCAGUACGGAUCCUGCUCCUCCGUAUGAGAGUAUCAGUACUCCCGAGACCGAUACCUUGAGCGAAGAAGGGAGUGGGAUCCUCGGUGAAAUUCAGAGUGAGGCUACUAGUGAAAUAGAGUUUUCUGAUCAUCUUAUAAGAAAAGUUGUUGAGGGAAGACAUAAUAUGCCCAACAUCGGUUCAUCCAGGACCCAUAUUAACACUACUGGUAGUCAUCUUCGUUUGUCAAGUCCUUCAAGCUCUGAUUCCAUACCACCGCUACGCAAAACUCUCUCUUCUACACAAUACCGUCUCCCAGUCGCCGGCUCACAGGGUUUCUACAGAAAUUUGAGCUCAGAUCAUAUAAAUCAUCGACCAGUUAGUGCCACAUCGUCGUCAGCGAAUUCGACGAAACAGGAACCCGUCCGCUUAAGUGCACCUCCAAAAACUAUCUUCUCUCUCAAUCUUCCUUCUGAAUUGCAUGAAAAGAGUGAAGAGGGGACCUCAUGA
This is a messenger RNA of Brettanomyces nanus, 2289 nucleotides long. RefSeq lists its product as uncharacterized. The record is from RefSeq and is a predicted model, not a curated record. The coding region runs from base 1 to 2289 and encodes 762 amino acids. Gene Ontology annotation, cellular component: plasma membrane; cytoplasm; cytosol. The transcript has a single exon. Gene Ontology annotation, molecular function: protein-macromolecule adaptor activity; ubiquitin protein ligase binding. Gene Ontology annotation, biological process: ubiquitin-dependent endocytosis. Lineage: Eukaryota; Fungi; Ascomycota; Pichiomycetes; Pichiales; Pichiaceae.